This is a messenger RNA of Opisthorchis viverrini, 2334 nucleotides long. RefSeq lists its product as hypothetical. Gene Ontology annotation, cellular component: neuron projection. The record is from RefSeq and is a predicted model, not a curated record. The transcript has 9 exons. Gene Ontology annotation, biological process: axon guidance. Gene Ontology annotation, molecular function: protein binding; transmembrane-ephrin receptor activity. NCBI's taxonomy places the organism in Eukaryota, Metazoa, Platyhelminthes, Trematoda, Opisthorchiida, Opisthorchiidae. The annotation marks the transcript as partial.
CCCGAUAUACCCGUGCUUCACGAAUUGGACGUGUUAGAUUCAUCACGAAUACGCAUCCGUUGGCUUGCACCUCGUAUCCGGACAGAUCUGGAUAGCCUCUAUUCCACUGCAUCCCAGGAACUAGUGUACAGACAGUCAAGAGUAAAACACUUCCUUCUUCAGUGGGCACCGUUUCCCUUCACCGAAUGGCACGAGGCAAAGAUACCGGUCAAUGAGAAUGACUCCCCUCAACAUGUUUAUGAACAUGUUAUUGUUGGGUUGCUUUCUCGAACGGUGUAUAAGCUACGCCUGGGAGCGGUUGGAUCCCAGGGACUUGGUGCAGUCUUGGAUGUUGAGCCCGUGAUGACUAAAGGUCAAGUUCCUUCCGCACCACGGAACCUGCGAUUAAAUCAACUCAGGCGAGCUCUUCCUCCCGGUGUAAAAGAUCCGAAAGCAGCAUUCGCAGUUUUGGAGCUUGCAUGGGAUCCACCAGAAAGAAGUCAUGGUGAUCUUCGCGGCUACCAAGUUUCCCAUCGCCUGGUCGGACCACCAGAGGCAUUUUCUCCAGCCUCUUCGGACGGCGACGGUGGUUUAGCAGUUGAAGUAAAGCCACCUAAACCAAUCAGACGAAAUGUGACGCAAACUGCUUACACAUCCACAAUCUCGGAUGGAAUACAAUUUGGACGUGUGUACCAGUUUGAGGUUGCAGCAUUCAAUGGAGUGGAUUUGGGGCUGCCAGCGCAACUAAACGUCACAACACCCGAAGAAGUGCCCGAAUCUUAUCCACUGCAAGUUCGAUUGAGUGGUCUCUCAGCCACGGCUAUUGAAGUUACCUGGUCUCCGCCAAUUCAACCUCAGUGGGAGGGUGGAAUAACCAGCUAUCAGGUGCGGUAUUUUCAACCAAAUUCUCCCAAUACAACUGAAGUUAUCCGAACCACAACGGAACCAAGACUGGUCAUCGAACAUCUGAAGGAACGCACUUUCUACACAGUCAUGGUUCGAGUACUGACAAACAGUGGUCCUGGACCGUGGUCCAUGUCAAGCACUAUUCAGACAACGGCUGAACUUCCAGAACCACCUUCACAAAUAACUGGAGUUCGCAUCAACUUACGACAGAUCAAAGUGACAUGGGAUACAUUCCCCGUUACGCCAAAAUCCAAACGUGUUCCAAUUACUGGUUUCCGAAUAUAUUAUGCAAAAAACUCAAAUGAAGUGGAUUUGAGUACGUGGAAAAUUUUGGAUGUGGGGCCGGUCACCAUGGCGACACUAGACGUCGCAGAUCCAAACUCAGAAUAUUUGGUCAAAAUCAAGUCUCGUGGUGCAGACGGUCGGUAUGGUCGAGUGAGCGACCCGAUUUUAGUAGGCACUCACGUUCCAGAGGACACAUCACAGAUUGGUCGGGGCAUCUCUGGUGGUGAUAAAGGUCCUGGCAGUAAUCGUGCUAUCAGUCACCUAUCCUGUCACUGGAUUCCCGGUCUGGAAACUUCCAAACAAGGUGAAGCAAGUCUGAAAUUGUAUUGGCGACGUCCGGCCCAGUCGGAAGGACUUUAUCAGUUUCAGAUUCAGCUGCUGGGAAUCAAAUCGUACUCAGAUGAAACAAAUCAACCUCGUCGGGUAGUGUUUGAUCCAAGAAUACUGGAAGUUCCUUUGUCUAUGCUUAUUGAUUCGGAUUCGGAUCGUAGGUCCAUGGAUUAUUCACUUCCUUACCUUACCGGAACGGUGCCACAACAGCAACAGCAACAACAAUCAACACAACCACAAUACAGUUUGGUUAUCGACGAGCUGGCUGCCAACACUGCGUACGACGUCCAAAUCCGGCCGGUUUAUCGAACAUCCGCUGUGAGUUUAGAAGCUGAUACACUGAGUUGGACAGGACGAACAAGCUGUAGAACAAUGAUGCAGCCCCCAGUGCAUGUGCCAGCACCCAUACCGGUUGCGGCCAAACAACGGACUGGUCAAGUUGUCGUACGCGUAUUCAGAGUCAGUGAAAGUCUCGGGCGAAUCAGACGCUAUUACUUGAUUCUGAGCAAAACCUCUGCCCUGAUUGACUUUGACUCAACUCCGGUCGCCCAGGAGCUCUACUGGCUUAGCAAGCUUCGAGACACCCAGCAGUCUUGGGAUCCUGAUACAUUUAUUGCAGCCGAAUACAGUCAGGAGGUUUUUGAAGAGUCGCAAAUGGAGCUGCUUUUGAGCAAUCCAAACUACUCUCGCUACCGGCGCACCGCUGACAAACGAGUCACGCUAGAAAGAAACGACAGCGCAGCCACUCAGUCAGACGCGCCUAAUGCCAUCGAUCCUGAUGUACUUGUCUAUGGACGACAGUUAAUUAAGGACCAAGAGUACAAAGCAAGUUUA